GCACUCGCUGGCGCACGCCUUGGCCACAAGUGGGCGCGCUAACGACGCCCGUAGCUGAGCAUGCGCGCUCCCUGCGCCAGGAGGGGAGGAGGCUCCGGGUUCCCGUCUGCCCUGGUUCCGUAGCUGGGAGAAGAGCCGUGGGGAAGUCGCCGUACCGGGCCGGGGGGAACUGCCGGCGCAUAGUGGGCCGCAUUGGAGUUAGCGCACCGGGACCUACCCCCCCACUUCGUCCACCGGCAACAUGGUCAUGGCGUAUUUCGUGGAGAAUUUCUGGGGGGAGAAGAAUGGCGGCUUUGAUGUGCUGUACCACAACAUGAAACAUGGGCAGAUAUCUACUAAGGAGCUGUCGGAAUUUAUACGGGAGAGAUCAACAAUAGAAGAAGCUUAUUCCCGAUCGAUGACCAAACUCGCCAAGUCUGCAAGCAAUUACACACAGCUUGGGACUUUUGGGCCAGUUUGGGACGUCUUCAAAACCUCAACAGAAAAGCUUGCUGGCUGUCACCUAGAACUGGUCCGAAAGUUACAGGAAUUCAUAAAAGAACUUCAGAAGUACGGGGAAGAGCAACUGAAGGCUCAUAAAAAGACAAAAGAGGAAGUUUCUGGAACCUUGGAGGCGGUACAGAACAUUCAGAGCAUUACUCAAUCCCUGCAGAAAGCCAAGGAGCUAUACAACAUCAAGUGUGUAGAGUAUGAGAAACUGAAAAAGGAAGGAGCAGCCCAGAAAGAGAUAGAAAAGGCAUCAAUAAAAGCCAAAAAAGCCACGGAGAGUUAUAAGGGAUGUGUUGAGAAAUAUGCUGCUGUAAAAUCUGACUUUGAACAGAAAAUGGUGGAGACUGCACAGGUUCAUGAAGACUUCAUAAACAACAUGGCAAACAUCACGGUUGAAAGUUUACUGGAAAAGUUUGCAGAGAGUAAAGGCACUGGGAAAGAGAGGCUUGGUCCGAUUGAAUUUGAGGAAUGCAACACGGCCAUUGCAGUAGAAGGGGUAAAGCAGAAGAAAAGGAAGACAUUUGGUCUUCCAACAAUUAUCAAGAAGGAGAAGGAUACAGAAUCUGUGGAGAAUGCUGAUGCUAGUUCUGGUAAUCUCCCUGCUGUUGAUGAGGAGGGAUACAGUAUAAAGCCAGAAGAAAACCGGAAUUAUAUUGAAGAAAAUAAUGUUGGCUCCUCAAGUGAUUCUGAAGAUGAGGGACCCAAGAAAUUCCAUGUGGAGAUCAAACCUGUGCCACCAAAUAAUGGAUCUCUUCACAAUAUUGCAUCUCUGGAUGAACUACGAGUGUCCAUUGGGAAUAUCUCCUUGUCUCCAGCACCGUCUAGGCAAAGUCCGGCACAAAUGUCCAGGAAUGCAUCAAGUGAAGAGAUGACAAAACUGAAAAUGGGCGGAUCGACAGACAGAGCCAAUAGCGAUCUUCUAGCCUGGGACCCAUUGUUUGGCAAUUCCAUUGAGUCCUCUUCCAGUUCUACAGCUGCACUAAAGGAGCACUUUGGGUGUUCCUUCUUUUCUCCCACAGCUUUGUCCACGAAUAACAUAUCUGAAUUCAGAUUUGACUUCCCAAAUUCUGAUCCUGGAGAUGCAACACAAUCAGAUUUUGGUGCCAACCUAAUUCAUAAUUUUGGCACGGUGAAAACUCAGGUAGAAAACACACAGCCUCUUUAUCCACAGCCUCAAAGGCCGCGAGUAUCUUUAUAUGAAAGCAGCAAAUACAAUAGCACCGGUCGAAAGAAGCUUCAGAGAUUUCAUAGCGCGUUUGAGAAAGUUGACAACAUGCGAUGUUUUUUGUCGGAGAGAACUCUGAGGAGCUAUGCUUUUGAAGACAGUAUAGGCUUGUCUAACGCCAACUAUUGUCUUGAUGAUGUAUUCCUUGAAGAAAACUCAAAUUCUUCCGAAAAAUCUUCAAAGUCUGCGUCUGUCAACUGUAGCCUAUCUACAGUUCGUAUAAGUAAUGCGUCCCCUCCGGCACGGCCCACGACACCACUUUCUGUUGGUACAAUUGUACCGCCACCAAGGCCUCUAUCCAGACCAAAGCUUUCUGCUAGCAAACUCGGUGGAAUAAAUGAAAUUCCUCGGCCAUUCAGCCCUCCUGUAACCUCUAACACUAGUCCGCCCCCCUCAGCCUCACUGCCUCGUACAGAAAGCUUGUCUUCAAUAUCCUCAUCUGCUUCAAUCAGCGCGGCAAAUACUCCAACCUUCGGUAUAUCCCGUGGCCCCAGCCCUGUCACCUUAGGAAGCCAGGACACUCUGCCUGUGGCUGUAGCACUCUCUGAAUCUGUUAAUGCGUACUUCAAAGGAGCGGACCCAGCAAAGUGUAUUGUGAAGAUAACUGGAGAUAUGACAGUGUCCUUUCCAACUGGAAUCAUUAAAGUGUUCACAAGUAACCCCUCUCCGGCAGUGCUUUGCUUCAGGUUAAAAAACACCAACAAGCUUGAGCAGAUUCUACCAAAUACACAACUAUUAUACAGUGAUCCAUCACAGAGCGACAGUAACUGUAAAGACUUCUGGAUGAAUAUGCAAGCAGUUACUGCCUACCUCAAGAAGUCCUCUGAGCAGAACCCGUCUGCCUCGUACUAUAAUGUGGACAUCUUAAAGUACCAGGUGUCAUCAAAUGGGAUACAGUCCACCCCUCUGAACCUCGCCACCUACUGGAAGUGUAACCCUAGCACUACCGAUGUCAGACUAGAUUAUAAAUAUAACCCCGAGUCUAUGGCCGUGCCCAGUACAUUAUCUAAUAUACAGGUUGUGGUUCCAGUGGAUGGAAAUGUCACAAACAUGCAGUCCCUCCCUACUGCAGUAUGGAAUGCUGAACAAAUGAAAGCCUUCUGGAAGAUAUCUGUGAUUUCAGAAAAGUCUGAAAAUGGAGGAUCUGGAUCACUCAGGGCAAAAUUUGAUCUAGCAGAGGGACCCAGUAACCCAAGCACGCUGGCAGUACAGUUCAUGAGUGACGGGGGCACACUGUCAGGGGUGGACAUUGAGCUUGUGGGAACAGGCUACCGCCUUUCGUUAGUAAAAAAGAGGUUUGGCACAGGAAAAUACAUGGCUGACUCUUGAUUUUAAUGUCGUUUGUUAUUUUAUUUUUUUAAUUCUGGGAUUUAAGCAAACAGAUCCUUGUUAAUUUAUCGGAAAUCUUCCACAUGCUGUUUUAAUUAUAGAUCUAUUAUAUAUAUAUAUAAAUAUAAAUAUAUUUUAAUUCUUGUUUAGAAGGUAUUUCUAAAUUGCUGCCAACUACAAAGCAUAAAAAUGCACUUUUUUAUGAGUCUUUUUCUGGAAUAUCUUUUUGGACGAUGUAGCACUGAAGUCUUCUGCAGUUGUGGUUACAAUUCAGCAUAUGUUUGUAUUUGUAUAAAGACAAGACUUGACUACACAGCCAUUUUGUAUCCAAAACCAUCACCUGUUACAUUUUGUAACAUCCAUAAUUUGUCAAGAGCAAUCAAGUAUACAUAUAUACAAUGUUUUAUAUACAUGUAAAUAGUCAAUACAGUUUUAUUAUUUAACAUCUCGUUCAUUCUGACAAGCCCUACUGUACUAUCAAUUCAGGGUAUGGUUUGCAGCCAAAGUGAACACGUCACUUGAACAUAGUGAUGGCGGCCAUGUUGCGAGCUGGUCCAGCAUUGGUAACAAAAACACGGUGUAUGAUCUCACUAUGACAUCACUUAUGCAUGAUACACAAGGAGAGUGAAUAUUGGGCACCCUCGCUGUAAGUUGUAGAGUCACUUUAUCUCCAGUAUACAUCUUGCCAUGUUGUACAAGAUCAUUUAUAUUCAGUCUGUUUCCUUAUUUCCAAAAGGGGGCAUGGUUUUCUAUAAGUAAAAAUGAAAAAAAUUCUGUGGAUUUGUGUACCUCACUGUUAACGUAAAAGACAUGUCAUGGAUAAUUUCAACGUAAGUGCAAUUACAAAAAUACAAAAGGAAUAGAAUAAGGCAACAGGGCUUUUAUAAUGUCUGCGUCAGUGAAGUUAUUUUUGUAGGGCCAUUCUUUUUAUGCAUUAACAUCUGUGCCUUUCCCCGUAUGUUCCUGUUCCUACUGUUCUUAUUUAUGGUUUACUGAACUAUAAGGGCUAGUUUAUUCUGGUGUAUGCAAACUAUGACAUGCCAUGUACAGACCUCACUGUUUUUAAAGCCUAGUCAUACAUCAGGGUUAUUCUGAGGGUUAAUAUUAAUUGCCCUUUAGAUGAGGAAUAGAGGCCUGACAGAUACAUUGGCAAAUGCUUAUUGUCAGAGAUACAACAAAAGCACACAUGUAUAGUGUGGGAGCUGGGAAAAUGGCUUAUGGUACAAAGUAAUCCAAUUUUAUUUUUAAAAAAUGUACCCAAUACAUAGUCACAUCUACUGUAUAUAGGUAUAUUGCCCAGGUAUUAGGAAGGCACCAGCCUGUUGUCUGACUAAUUUUGAUUCAUUCACUUAUCUUUCAUCAUAUAACUUAAGUAACUGUAUUGUCUACGUAUUGCCUGACUUUUCAGAAGCAACAUUUACCAUUUAAUCUUCGGUUUUGUUUCCGUUUCCAUGAAACAGGUCCUUAUUUUUAAUUUUUUUUUAUUUCUGUUAAAAUUUUUCCAUAAUCUUUCUCCCGAUAAUGCAAACUAUUUAUUAAACACUUAAACAUUUUUAUAUUAUACAAUAUUUUACAGCAGUUUGGCAAGAGCUACAUGAAAGUUCUAUAACCUUGAGAUAGAAGUUGCACUACACAAGAGUUACUGCUAACAUGUGUGCAUUCAGCUAUAUAGCAAAUACAGUAGCAAUACACCACCAAUGCCCCCAUAAUCAGCAAUUGGACAGGGAGGCUGCCUUCAUUCUCUCAUUGGCUUACAUGCAGCAAAUCUGCUGUGCUUCUUCCAAGACCAGAACUUGUAUCUGAAAUGUGUUAAUAUGUUUACUUUUAUACUGCAAAUGCCAAAUUUGUGUGUUGUUGUGUGUUUAUGUAUUGUAUGUAUUGUUCUCUACGAGUGCUGCUGCCAUUCUUUUAUUCCUAUCUGCCUGUCUAUCUAUAUACAUAUAUGUAUGUGUGUGUAUGUAUAUAUAUAUAUAUAUAUAUAUAUAAAUCUGUGUGUAGAUGCAUAUUAUUUAUAUUGCUGUAAUUAACCCCUCAGUCCCCUCCCCCCUCUCUGCUUGUAUCUCUCUCUCUCUCUGUCUACAUAUAUUUACAAAUCACACUCAUUCAAUAUGCUAUUGUUAACAUGAUAGAAUUUAUAAUAUAUCAUUUUUUAGUUUAGUUAUCCUUUAGAAGGGAACCUUAUACCUGUGGAUUGGGGUGGGUCUUUUUUCCAACUCAACAUGUACUCGUCCGUGUACAUCCGAUUCAGAAUUCCUGUGAAAGUCUGCAUAGAAAGGCUUUUAUUUUAUGUACAAUGUAAUGUAGACAAUCCAGCUGAGCUUGGUGGGAUGGCGGACAUUUUUUACUAAACAAGUUUAAAGGCGAACGGGUGAUAAAAAAUAACAGUACCGUUUGUUAUUAUCCUUUUAAAUGUGAUCAAAAACUUGCUAGAAUGAUCUUAAAUUGAAUUUCACACACUUGCUAAUAGCCCCUAGUCAUUAUAACAUGAUUCAUGCAUUACUAAUGGUCAUACAUUACCAAUUGUCUUAUGUAGUCAAACAUCUGUUCAAAGAAAACUUGAACCACUACUUUAACUAUAUCCUGCAGAUGCCUAAUCAUAAUUACACUAACACACAAUCAACUUUCCAUUACUCAGCAAUAAUUAUACUUUAUCAUUUAAUCACUGUAAAAAGAGAAUUAAAGAAAAGUCUGAUUUUAGCAAUAAGGCUUCACAAUAGAACAACUAUCUCUUUGAAGGCCGACAUGUUUAUAUCAUUUUAUUUUACAUUUUAUUUUACAGUUUAAAAAGCUAAUAAUUGUGUGUAAUCUAUAUUGUAAUCUGACCUGUAACUAUCCGAAGUAAAAUAUUUCUCAAAGACCGUACAACAAAAAUAUUGAAUGUAAAUUCAAAGCAUAGUUUUGGUGUAUGUGUGUAUAUGUAUGUAUGUAUGUAUAUAUAUAUAUAUAUAUAUACAUAUAUAUAUAUACACACACACACACACACACACACACACACACACACACACACAUAUGUCCUUGUGUUUUUAGCACUUUUAAUUCUACAUAUUCAAAUAAGUAUUAGUUAUAAGAGCAGGUUACAAUAUUGGAGCCAUACAGAUUUAUCUGGGAAUUUUCAGUAGUGAAUGAAUUUGAGUCUACAGGUCGAUGCUGGUAUCUGCCAAAUGUUGUGUUUAGCGAGCUGGCUCUUGCUUCUGUACACAGUGAUAUCCUCGUAGCUGCCUCUUGUUUAGACAAAUUUUUAAACACUGAAUGCUAAAGUACACCUGAAUUUUUAUGGAAUGUUCUUACUUUUGAUUGUAAAUUAAAGCAAAACAAGUAUAUCUUACAAAAACUGUAAAUAUUUUUGAUUUUUUUUUUUCCACAAUGUACAUUUUACAAAAUAUGUUGCAUAUGUAAUAAACAUG
This is a messenger RNA of Pseudophryne corroboree (corroboree frog), 6447 nucleotides long. It is a transcript of the gene FCHO2, whose product is annotated as FCH and mu domain containing endocytic adaptor 2. Lineage: Eukaryota; Metazoa; Chordata; Amphibia; Anura; Myobatrachidae. The transcript is spliced from 26 exons. Gene Ontology annotation, cellular component: clathrin-coated pit; clathrin-coated vesicle; plasma membrane. The coding region runs from base 242 to 3043 and encodes 933 amino acids. The record is from RefSeq and is a predicted model, not a curated record. Gene Ontology annotation, biological process: clathrin-dependent endocytosis; clathrin coat assembly; synaptic vesicle endocytosis.